Malassezia restricta is the source of this 3189-nucleotide messenger RNA. Its product is annotated as Ca2+:H+ antiporter. Bases 1 to 3189 code for a protein of 1062 amino acids. Gene Ontology annotation, molecular function: calcium:proton antiporter activity. Gene Ontology annotation, biological process: intracellular calcium ion homeostasis; calcium ion transmembrane transport. Gene Ontology annotation, cellular component: endomembrane system; membrane. The transcript has a single exon. The record is from RefSeq and is a predicted model, not a curated record. NCBI's taxonomy places the organism in Eukaryota, Fungi, Basidiomycota, Malasseziomycetes, Malasseziales, Malasseziaceae.
AUGUCUCGCCUGCCGCCAGAGCUCUCUGUACCAAAGUCUCCGGCGCAAUCUUCGUCCCCUCAGUUCCAACCAAAUCAAUCUAAUUCCUUCAUGUCACGGCGCAACACUGUUACGCCCAUUGCACCACUCAGGGGUCAAGCCACCGAUUCGCCUGAUGCUUCUUUCCCAACUGAGGACUCAAUGCCUAUCAAUGAAGAUCGAGGAGAAGCACUCAUCAGACAGCGUAUCCGAGAGAGGAAGCGCGACAAACGCACAAAACAACGCGACAAUUCUGAUGCUGACGCGUCUCGUUCAUUGAUCUCUGACAGCACAGAGAAACCCCAAUCACAAUCUGUAUCAAAUCCCCCCAUGUCUGCAUCGUUCCGCGACAGUGGAAAAGGCGUACAUGGUCAUGCGCACUUUGAUGAUACUAAGAGGAUGAGCAUGGAUGAGCAGGCUGUAUCCGACAAUGACCCAACGCCUCAAGCGCUCUCGGACCUAUAUGGCGUAGAAGCGCAAGACAGCACUCUGGGUGAUUUUGAUGAAAAUCAGGACGAUCAGAAUGGGGAUGAGUUGGAUUAUACUGUCAAGGACCGUCAGGAUGCGAUCAAUAUUGAACAUCCAUUUGGUCUGCCUAUUUGGAAGCCGGCUUUGUACAAAAAGUCCCGGUCUAUCCAGCGCACGGCUGAUAAGGCACUGAAGUGCACUCCGGGACUUCAGACGCGUAACAGCGCGGCUCUGGGUAACAUUUUAUGGCUUGUAUUCGUUGGUAUAUGGAUCAGCUGCCUGUGCUUCUUUUGUGCGGCUCUGCUUUAUUGCGUGCCUCGCGGCGGUGCUAUGUAUGGGCACAAAUUGUAUGGUCUAGGCACAUACAUACUGUGGCCAUUUGGAAAUUAUGUUGAAGUUGAAUGCUCACAUGCGAGUGGUCAUCGACAUGGGCCAUGUCGCUUGCCAGCGGUGCACGAACACGAAGUGAAAGAUGAAGAAGACGAGAAUCUGGAACAUGUUGAUACACCGUAUCCUGGCACCGAAACGGAUCCACUUGUCCAACCUGGUAGCUCUGCACUGUACGGUGGCGUUCAAAAUGAUGAAGAGGACGGUCAGCUGUCCGAAGAUGAGCGCAUUUCACUGGAGCUUAAGCUUUACCACUACGUAUUUGACAAAAAUGGGAACGAUGUUGGUGCCUCGAAGCGCAUUGGUGGUAUUCUUGCAUAUGCUCUGGUGUAUGGUCUUGUGAUAUUCCCCGCACUCGGUAUUGUGUGUCUAUUGUGCUGGGCAUUGGUGGUUACGAUUCCUAUGGCUAAACUUACGUGGACCCUAAUCAAGAACUUGGCAUCACAACCCCUGGCACUUCAUUUCCGUUCUCCUUUUCAAAUCGACACGCGCACACUCAAAGUGAAGGACUCGGACCAGGCUCAAUUCCAGAAUGUGCUCCAUCCCGGACACAUGGCACCAUUGUUGAAACGAAAGCACCGCAAGAAAGGCACAUCAAAACGCCGCAGCGUUAUUCUGGUCUGUCUUUACGAGGCCAUGGGCAAGGAGUAUUUUAAGUACACGGUCGGCGGUGUGAACAUCAUGUUCGUGAAUACUAUCCCACUGAUUUUUCUGACCCAAAUCAUGUUCUACGUGAUUCGCCCUUACGCCAUGUCACACAACAUCACAUCUGGUGUAUUGGCUAUGUUAUCGAAUGAUUCUAUCAUCUUUAUUAUGUCGCUUGCCAGUGUGCUGCCACUUUCCUACUUCAUUGGCAUGGCUGUGGCUAGUAUCAGUACACAAAGCAGUAUUGGUAUGGGUGCUGUGAUUAAUGCAACGUUUGGUUCUAUUAUUGAACUAAUCCUCUACAGCAUUGCGCUGACAGAAGCCAAGGCUAGUCUCGUCGAAGGCUCCAUUAUUGGCUCCAUUCUCGCAGGCGUUUUACUUAUGCCUGGUUUAAGUAUGUGCUCUGGAGCCACGCGACGCAAAGAGCAGACAUUCAAUUCUCGCUCAGCCGGUGUGACGAGCACCAUGCUCAUUAUGGCCAUUAUUGGCAUUUUGACUCCUACUAUGUUUUACCAAAUCUAUGGAAAAUUCGAGUUAGUGUGCACCGGAUGUCCCGACGAUGCCUCCAAUGCUGAAGAUCGUUUCCGAUGCGAUAAGUGUUCCUAUGAGCACAUUUCACCGCUCGAUGACUCGUUCUUCCAAACGAAUGUCAAGGGUCUUAUCUAUUCAUGUGCCGCGAUUCUUCUUCUAGCCUACGGAAUUGGUUUGUGGUUUUCCCUUCGGACUCAUGCUUCGCAUAUUUGGAACAGCACUCCCAGUACCAUUCAUCCUGAGCAUUUACCGCCACCACUGCACCGGGCCUCUGUGUACAAACGCUUGUUCCCGAAGAACUACGAGCCGCGCUUGCCUUUGCAUCACCAGAACGAAGCUGGACCUUCGACUCGUGACGUGGACAGCCAGGUCAGCAGCACCUCAGCUACACCUAGUCUGCAUAAUGAAUCGACGAGCUCCCACACGCAAAAACAGAACAAGUCGAAGCCACAGGAGGAUAUGCUUCUGGAUGCGGCUGCUCGGAUGUACCAAUAUUUGUUUAACCGACACAAAUCGGGUCAACCGUAUGAAACCAUUGCUGAAGAACAAGAGGGUCAAGAAGAUGGACAAGGUGGACAUGAUGCACCAUCAUGGAGCAGGAGUGUAUCACUCAGCGUCCUUCUUGGAUGUACAGUCAUGUAUGCUAUUAUUGCCGAAAUCAUUGUGGAUCUUGUGGAUGUGGUCAUUGAAGGCUCAGGCUUAUCGCCCAAAUUUAUCGGUGUCACUCUUUUUGCUCUUGUUCCAAAUACGACAGAAUUUAUGAAUGCAAUGAGCUUUGCGAUCAAUGGAAAUAUUGCCUUGUCGCUUGAAAUUGGUUCUGCUUACGCGCUUCAAGUGUGCUUGAUCCAAAUUCCCGUGCUGGUUGGAUUCAGUGCGUUUUACAAUUCUUCUUAUGCGAAGUCUGGUAUCGAUAUGGCCGCUCGCUCCUUCACGUUAAUCUUCCCACGGUGGGACGUCAUUGCUAUCAUCCUGUCCGUCUUUUUGCUCACAUACACCUACAACGAAGCAAGGAGCAACUACCAUCGUGGCAGUAUUCUGAUUCUAGCCUAUUUGGUUUUCAUUGCUGGAUUUUUCUUUGCACCAACUAUCGACUUGGACGAUCCAACUCAACAGCCACAAACACGCGUCUUUACUGUGUAA